Molecule: messenger RNA, 1393 nt
Organism: Patiria miniata (bat star)
Lineage: Eukaryota; Metazoa; Echinodermata; Asteroidea; Valvatida; Asterinidae
Product: monocarboxylate transporter 11-like
Exons: 4
Coding region: 203-1393 (396 amino acids)
Biological process (GO): transmembrane transport; monocarboxylic acid transport
Molecular function (GO): monocarboxylic acid transmembrane transporter activity
Source: RefSeq, a predicted model, not a curated record
AGGGGAUAUUGUAGCUGUGUGGGCACGGCGCUUCCGUGGCAAUUCGCAAGUAAAGUACACCGGGUACCUGACACUUAAGCUGUACGGGAGCGGCCGCUCACUCAUUCCGGGAAGAAGUAUACAACAUUGGUCAAGGCUAGUACCCGGGCAGCCCUAAUUCUGAAUUUAUAGGUGCAAAACAUAUGGUUUAUUUUUAGCAAACAUGAGUGAUACUGAAGCUAGUCAGAGUGAAUCGAGCGAUAUUCAAGAGAACACAUCACCAGUCAGGUCACCCGAACCGGACGCAGGUCAUCGGGGUGGAUGGGUUUCAUUGUUGACAAUGUGGACUAGAGGUGUUACUCGAAUGGCGAUACUCAAGGGACUAGGAAUGAUGCUACCGACACUACAAGAUCAAUUCGGGACAACGACGUGGGUCAUUGGUUGGAUGACGUCACUCAUGAUCGGCAUGGGAGGUCUUGUUGCUCCUUUGGCAGGUUUACUUGGUAGACGAUUUGGAUCAGGAAACGUUAUCAUGGUAUGCGGUACGAUGAUUGGCAUUGCUUUCAUUGCUGCAUCCUUUGCAUCAAGAGCGACUCAACUGUCGUUUAUUCUAAUACUGUUAGCAGGUUCGUCACUACGAGUGCCUGUAGUGCUUGCUAAAGAGGCUAUUGGCCGAUGCUAUGACAAGAACCUAGCAAAAGCUACCGGUAUAGCGCGGACGGGUACUUCCAUUGGACUGGUCGUGGCCGCGCCUCUCAUCCAGAUAUCCCUCGAUAAGUACGGGUGGAGGGGAACCAUGCUACUGAUAGGCGGUAUAUCAAUGCAUCUUAUCCCUUGUGGCGCCCUCAUGAGGAAAAUUAGAACAACACCGAGCAACAGUUAUCGGGAACUUCCACAGAACGAGCCAGUCUCGGAAGAUAUUUCUUCUCCCUCCACAUGUGCCUCAUUUUGGAUGACAGUCUUCAAAAACUUUGAUUUGUCCCUGCUUCGAAGUUUUCAGUAUUGGUCAAUAGCUAUCGUAUGCGUUUGUUUCAGUUUUGCUUACGACGUGUGGCUGAUCUAUUUUGUGUCACAAGCCCAAUCAAAGGGGUUUUCCUUAGAGGACGCAGCAGUUUUCGUCACCGUAGCGGGCGUGGGGAACCUGCUAGCCAAACUGUUGCAGGGCUUCAUCAUAGACGCAGGGAUACUACCCUGCUGGAGCCUAAUGGUCAUAUGCAGCAUCGUUAGCUCGUGUGCGUUCUUUGUAACGCCUUGGCUGGCAGGGUAUUGGACAAUGAUGUUGACGGCAUCGCUGGUGGUCAUUUGCGAUGGUCUCCUGUCCUGUCUGCAUGAUAUCCUCACCAAGCAGGUACUUGGAGUAGAGUUGAUGAUGAGCCUUGUUUUCUUUGGUUAUCCUGUACCACUACCGGCUUAA